This is a messenger RNA of Leptosomus discolor (cuckoo roller), 2074 nucleotides long. RefSeq names its product 5'-nucleotidase, cytosolic II (gene NT5C2). Gene Ontology annotation, biological process: adenosine metabolic process; IMP metabolic process. Gene Ontology annotation, molecular function: 5'-nucleotidase activity. NCBI's taxonomy places the organism in Eukaryota, Metazoa, Chordata, Aves, Leptosomiformes, Leptosomidae. The record is from RefSeq and is a predicted model, not a curated record.
AUGACAACCUCAUGGAGCGACCGACUCCAGAAUGCAGCAGAUCUCCCUGCAAACAUGGAUGGGCAUGCUCUGAAAAAGUACCGCCGGGAAGCCUAUCACCGGGUCUUUGUAAACAGAAGCUUAGCCAUGGAAAAGAUAAAGUGCUUUGGGUUUGAUAUGGAUUAUACACUUGCUGUGUAUAAAUCCCCUGAAUACGAAUCUCUUGGAUUUGACCUGACCGUAGAAAGAUUAGUUUCCAUUGGAUACCCUCAUGAGCUGCUCAAUUUUGUGUAUGAUCCUGCAUUCCCUACCAGAGGCCUGGUGUUUGAUACCCACUAUGGUAACCUGUUGAAAGUUGAUGCCUAUGGGAACCUCCUAGUGUGUGCACACGGCUUUAAUUUCCUCAGAGGGCCUGAAACACGGGAUCAAUAUCCAAAUAAAUUUAUCCAGAGGGAUGACACAGAUAGGUUUUACAUUCUGAACACGUUAUUCAAUCUACCAGAGACCUACCUAUUGGCUUGCCUAGUGGAUUUCUUUACUAACUGUGACCGGUACACUAGUUGUGAAACGGGGUUUAAAGAUGGAGACCUCUUCAUGUCCUUCAGGAGCAUGUUCCAGGAUGUCAGAGAUGCUGUCGACUGGGUUCAUUACAAGGGAUCGCUCAAGGAAAAGACCCUUGAGAAUCUGGAAAAGUAUGUGGUGAAAGAUGGGAAGCUGCCACUGCUGCUCAGCCGCAUGAAUGAAGUUGGGAAGGUGUUUCUCGUCACAAACAGCGAUUAUAAAUACACAGACAAAAUUAUGACUUACUUGUUUGACUUUCCACAUGGACCAAAGCCUGGGAGUGCCCAUCGGCCCUGGCAGUCCUACUUCGACCUGAUCCUGGUGGAUGCGCGAAAACCCCUCUUCUUUGGGGAAGGCACCGUGCUGCGGCAGGUGGACACGGUGACUGGGAAGCUGAAGAUUGGUACCUACACUGGCCCACUGCAGCACGGCAUCGUGUACUCAGGAGGCUCUUCGGACACAGUCUGUGACCUGCUGGGGGCCAAAGGGAAGGAUAUCUUGUACAUCGGAGACCAUAUCUUUGGAGACAUCCUCAAAUCCAAGAAGCGCCAGGGCUGGAGGACCUUCCUGGUGAUCCCCGAGCUGGCACAGGAGCUGCAUGUCUGGACAGACAAAAGCGCCCUUUUUGAAGAGCUGCAGAGCCUGGACAUUUUCUUGGCCGAGCUAUACAAGCAUCUGGACAGUAGCAGCAAUGAACGCCCUGACAUCAGCUCCAUCCAGAGACGCAUUAAGAAAGUGACCCACGACAUGGACAUGUGCUACGGGAUGAUGGGGAGCCUCUUCCGCAGCGGCUCUCGGCAGACCCUGUUUGCCAGCCAGGUGAUGCGCUAUGCCGAUCUCUACGCAGCCUCUUUCAUCAACCUCCUCUACUACCCCUUCAGCUACCUCUUCAGAGCCGCCCAUGUCCUGAUGCCGCACGAGUCCACGGUAGAGCACACGCACGUCGACAUCAACGAGAAGGAGUCGCCAAUGGCCACGCGCAAUCGCACCUCGGUGGAUUUUAAAGAUUCUGACUACAAGCGGCAUCAGCUGACCCGCUCCAUCAGUGAGAUCAAACCGCCCAACCUCUUCCCCCAGGCACCUCAGGAAAUCACACAUUGCCACGAUGAAGAUGACGAUGAGGAAGAAGAAGAGGAGGAAGAAGAGGAGGAAGAGGAAGAGGAAUAAGAAGGAAAAAGCAAAGCAUCUCUGAAGACAAACCGUGACUCUAGGAGUGAUCAGGAGCGGAUUCCUUUGUUGGGGCCCUUGGGGUGAUGGGUUGGGGGGGUGUGAUUCUUGCAAAGGCACAUUUUGAAAGUGUCCGGAAACUUUUAACAAAUUAACACUAAUUAGGAGGAGACCCUUGUUUUCAGUUUUGCAGACGGUUCAAAAAGCGGAUGGAUUCUGCCUGGGUGGUGCAUUCAGAUUGGACUGCCCGCCUGUGCUGUCAUGCUGCUCCCAUUACAUUUAGGGAUGCCGCAUGUUUCUCCCUUUCCCAUGACGUGUUUCAUUUGAUUUUCAUUUGUACGGUGUCCUGUGAACGGUUUUUGUCAUU